AACACACACACACAUGAAUACACCGGUCUGAAGACUGAUAACUGCAGCAGCUAUUGUGGACGAGCAGCGGAGACACACAAGUUAUUCUAACGGAGAGACCUUUAAAUACUUAUUUAUUUAUUUAUUGGUUUGUUUGUGUGAGGAGUAUUUAUUGCUAUCAAAGAUGAACGGAGUGUCGAGAAGUCUGUGCACAUUUGAUGACAUCAGAAAUCAAGAACAUGGGGAGGGUUGCAGGCGACUGCGUCUCACACUGCACGACCAGAGACAGGCAGCUCGGAGCACGGAGCAGCACAGGGACAAGCCCAUUGGACGUGCUUUUGCGCUGGUGCAGCCGGCCAAUGACAGGACAUCUCUGAAUCCUGAACCGGUCAAAUUUCAAGAGGAGCAGGUGGAGGUUAUCAAGGUUUAUCUAGAGGCCCGUAAACAGGAGCAGCAGAAACACCAGCAGAGCCUUCAGAUGCUGUCUGAUGAAGUUUCACAGAUACAGGAGGUGAGAUACUGCCUGAAGACGCUGAGGGAGCAAAUGGCAGCCAAAAACAAGCCGCUCACAAACGGGUGGAAAGUUGGUCUUCCCUUCAGAAGGAGCGCCCCGUCUGCCUCCAACGGAGCGGCUAGAGCCGAAGCACAGGAAGCAGAGGAAGAAGCGGAGAGAGCCAAGCUGAGGGAGGUCAGUAAGCGCUUAUAUGCACAGCUACAGGAAGCGGAAAAGAAACACCAAGAGGACAAAGAGAGGCUGCAGGUUGAGGGCAUCAACCUGAGGCAGCGUCUGAGCGAGGAGGAGGAGAAGUUGAAGAUCACAACAGAAGACAGCGAGAGGAAAGACAAGCGCAUAGACGAUCUCCAGAGGUUGCUGGGAGGGAUGGAGCACGAGAGCGCCACCCUGCGGGAGGACAUCAGCAGCCGCGAGGAGGAACUGCGCGAGCUGCGCAAGAUCAGAGAGGAGGGUCAGAAAGGCGAUCAGAGGACUGAGCAGUUGGAGAGGGAGUUGGCUAUUCUCAAAGAAAAGAUCCACCAUCUGGACGACAUGCUGAAAAGCCAGCAAAGGAAAGUCAGACACAUGAUUGAACAGCUCCAGAACUCUCGCAUGGUGAUCCAGGAGAGGGAUCGCGUGAUCAAAGAGCUGGAGGAGAAAGUGGCUUUCUUGGAGGCUGAAAACCGUGAGAUGCAUGACCAGAUGGACUACUUCCUGGGAGGACAAAGGUCAAAUUCCUACCUUUCAUCGGAGCGCAAUCCCCAGAUCGUCUAUAGUAAACCAAUCAAGCCGUCCAACUCAUCCAACAAACCUCUCCCUUUCAUCAAAGUCAUCGAGAUCAGGUCAUGAAGCGACUGUGCAGAAGAAAGACGCGGAGGGCUCUGAACCACCAAACCUUUUCACCGCAGACUGAAACCAAACAGCAGCUCUACGAGUUGAGCUUCCUGGACUGUAAUUACAUCAACACUUUACAAACCACAAACACUCUUUGAAGGAAAGUGUGAUGUUUGGCGGCGCGCACACACACGCAUCACGGCUUGCUGCGUGUGUGUGUGUGCAUAAUGAACGAGUGUGUACGUCAGCUUUAACGUAGAUGCAUUGAGCGUACUGAUUCAGCUGAUGUGCAUUUGAAGUUGUACACGUGAUACUGCGUACUGUAUGCAAGUGUUUCCUUGCGCUGCCCUGUUGUGCUUUUUAACCUUUUUAAAGUUUCUGACAAUUUUGGCGUUGUGUUAUCAAAACAGAACCGCUGGGCAAAGUGCGGGAUGGCAGACCUUUUGCCAAAGUGGGAUUAUGAUGUUGUAAAAUCCAUUAUGUAGUAAUAUAGCAAACAUAGCUAACUAAGCUAAGCUAAUCUUUAACCAGAUGAUCUACAUCCUUGUACUCAGUCACUCAAGCAUGACUCUGUUCACUUUGGGGAGUGACUGCUAUGAUUCUUUAAGCGUGUAAAUACUGACUACAGUUUAUAUAAGGUCAACACCCUGCGAUGUUUAUAAAUAAAAUAAAAAAUAUACAUUUUUUAAGCAUAUAGCACUUCAUGAAACAGAAGGAAAAAUGACAUUGUCAGUGGUGAUGAAGAUAUUUGACAUUACCUUGUCAUUAUUCUACAUGUUAUUUAAACGUAAAGCAUUUCAGUUCAUUUUCCCUUCCCUAUGUGUAAACCUUGUUUUGUACAUAUUAAUUAAUGUGAUUUGAUGUUUUAAUUUCUACCUAACAACUUCUCCUUUUGUAUUUAUUUAUAUGAAAUGAAACCUAGACAGAUUAUGUGAUAAAUAUAUUCUAAUCUAUUAUCUGUGUUUGUGACUUUCAGAAUAAAUUACUGAAAAAUAAAA
Molecule: messenger RNA, 2304 nt
Organism: Cottoperca gobio
Lineage: Eukaryota; Metazoa; Chordata; Actinopteri; Perciformes; Bovichtidae
Gene: tuft1a
Product: tuftelin 1a
Exons: 12
Coding region: 164-1321 (385 amino acids)
Biological process (GO): intracellular signal transduction
Cellular component (GO): intracellular anatomical structure
Source: RefSeq, a predicted model, not a curated record